Peronospora belbahrii is the source of this 852-nucleotide messenger RNA. The record is from the annotation of a GenBank genome assembly. NCBI's taxonomy places the organism in Eukaryota, Oomycota, Peronosporomycetes, Peronosporales, Peronosporaceae.
AUGAGCGAGGUGUCACCGAAUGGCCCUAAACAGCAGCGAAAACAAGAAAGGGAAAACGAUGAAAGGACAGCCGCAAUGGUCCUGAAAGAUAAGCUAAAGAAGGAUCUGAAGAGAGCAAAGAGCCUUGCGAUGCACCAAGUUAUUAACGUUCCAAACGUUAUCACAGCUGCCCGAAUUUUUUCCACGCCCUAUCUUGUGUAUCUUAUUGUCCAAGGAGACCACGUCUCAGCUAUCGCUUUGCUAGCAGCAGCUGGAGCCUCCGACUGGUUGGACGGAUUUAUCGCAAGAACCUUCCACCAGGAGUCCAUUUUGGGCUCGUUCCUGGAUCCCUUUGCAGACAAGUUGCUUAUUGGCGCUUUGUCUUUCAGCAUGAUGUGGACAGGGCUGCUUCCAUUGCCUUUAGCUGCGCUUAUUUUGGGUCGUGACGGAAUGUUGAUUGGAGGCACGUUUUACUACCGAUUAUCGACGAAAGAGGAGUCUUCUGGUUUUUUCGAUACGGCGGAUAGCGGAUCUUUUCAAGUUAAACCGUCCGCCUUAAGCAAGAUGAACACGGCACUUCAAUUAGCAACCUUCGGGUUUGCGCUGACCAACGCGGCAUGGCAGAUGCCCUCUGACUUUGCGAUGAAAAUGAUUUUCGUCGUCGUAGGCACAACAACAUUACUUUCAGGAUCUGAGUACUUAUACGGGUAUUUGACGAAGACAGGUGCUUUCAGACCUUUGCCAAGACCUGUCAAGCGGCCACUUUGCAAGGCGGUACAGCGCACCGAGGCAGUUGUUAAGCGCACUAAGGAGGUAAUGGGGUCCUCUUCUCAUAAGGUGGCCCCGCAUACGAAGGGUCGGCAGAAAAAGUAG